Messenger RNA from Talaromyces rugulosus, 1848 nucleotides. RefSeq lists its product as uncharacterized. Lineage: Eukaryota; Fungi; Ascomycota; Eurotiomycetes; Eurotiales; Trichocomaceae. The transcript has a single exon. The record is from RefSeq and is a predicted model, not a curated record. Gene Ontology annotation, cellular component: nucleus. Bases 1 to 1848 code for a protein of 615 amino acids. Gene Ontology annotation, molecular function: exonuclease activity; nucleic acid binding.
AUGUUCACCCCACUCGGCCUAUUCAAGGCUAUCGCCUGUCCUGAAGGGAAAGAAUGUCAGCUCCUAACCUGCGUGUUCUCCCACCAGGACAACACGAAGCCACCGGAACCGCAGCCAGUCCCACAGUCUACUUUGGCCAAAGAUGAACCCCGCCUGCAAGAGCCGGCGCAAAAGAGGAGAAAGGUUGAGCAUAAUGAACAGACGCGCACCGCAUCGGUACGGCCGGAAAUGGCAGCAGACAGGCGACGAGAUACUGAGAAACAAUCGUCUCGAGAAAUUAGCAAUUUGCACUCCGUUUCGAGAAACAUAUCACCGCCACCUACUAAAUCCCGACUCAAAGAAGAAGGUACCAAAGCAAAACCUGUCGCCACGCCGACGUCAACAGCCAAGAAUGGGCCUAGUCCGGUGAAGAGAAAGGUCCCAAAGGAGUCACUAAAUCCACGAAUGCUCAAGAAAGCACCCGCUACACAUUCGGUCCGAUCUUCGAUAUUACAGAAGCUUCACGCUGCCAUGUCGGCACUGAAUGGGAAGAUGGCGAGUCUCAAAGACAAUGAAAAGUCAUCCCUGGUGCUUUCACCAGACGAACUAGUUGUCAUGGCUUUAGACGAGGAACAAAAAGUGGCAAAGGAUAACCCGAGUGUCUAUGGGAAUGUCGUUAAAUUGCGGAUCGUCAAAUUGCAAAAGAUGAGUCUUGAAGAUUGGGGAAAGGAGGUUCUGGUCCAUCUCAAUGCGCGAUAUUACAAGGUCGAGGCCCCGAAACCAGACCAGCAGGCCAAGAAAUUCACUACCGACAUGGAAGAGGACGAAGAAAUCGCCAUUUCCCGAAUGCUCCGAACUGAACUGAAGGGCAAAGAAACGUUUGGCUAUAUUACGAGUAUUCCCAGCCAGGAUGAAAUCGAGCAGGCCAAGAGUGGCAUUGAGACUGCACAAGGCUGGGAGAAGUGUGAUCGAUGUGCCCGGCGUUUCCAAGUAUUCCCAGGUCGUCGUGAAGACGGCACUCUAGCUACUGGUGGACAUUGCACAUACCAUCCAGGCAAGAUCAUACGGCCGGCUAGGAAAGCCACCGAUCAUAUCACCGGCCAGGCCGAUGCGCAUUUCCCAUGUUGCAACGAGUCUGUCGGAACGUCUGCAGGGUGCACGAAAGCCGACCACCACGUAUUCAAGGUCUCGGAAGCGAAGCGGCUGGCCGCUGUGCUUCAGUUUGAAGAAACACCCACUCAUGAUGACGGCAAGGGACCGCGAAAACCAGUCACUUUUGAUUGCGAAAUGGCGUACACGACGUUCGGCAUGGAAUUAGUCCGUCUUACGGCAUUAAGCUGGCCUGCCGGCGAGAUGCUUGUCGAUGUUUUGGUCAAACCCCUGGGAGAAAUCUUGGAUCUUAACUCGAGAUACUCGGGUAUUUUCCCGGAGCAUUACGCGAAUGCUAUUCCUUAUGGCACGCCAGUUCCUGAAAACACGCCUGCAAAGGAAGAGGGCGAAAUCUCCGCUCCUCCUAUGCGAGUUGUGGACUCUCCAGCGGCGGCGCGUGCGCUUUUGUUUGAAUUCCUAGACCCCGAUACGCCGUUGAUUGGCCAUGCGAUUGACAACGACUUGAAUGCUACGCGCAUUAUCCACCCAACUAUCAUUGAUACCGUUUUAUUAUAUCCACACCCUAGGGGCCUACCUAUCAGAUACAGUUUGAAGCAUCUAACAAAAUUGCAUCUCGAGCGAGACAUCCAGAUGGGCGGUGACAAAGGUCACGACUCCAAGGAGGAUGCGCUGGCUACAGGAGACUUGGUUAGGCUCAAAGUUGUCGAAAAAGCAAAGGUCAUCAAACGAGCAGGGUGGACAUUUAAGCACCACGCAUAG